UAUGCGUGCGUGAGUGCCUGGGUGUGUGCAUUAGUGUUAUGUGUUGACUCCCAUGCAGCGAUCUCACCGGACUGUCACAAAGACCCGACGGUUUUGGGGCUGCUGUUUGCAUCCUCGUCGCUGCAGUGCUGUGGUGGUGGACGAGGGACCGCCAGGCCAGGCCAGGCCAGCCCCCCCCAUCUGGGUCCGGUCAACGAGUAAAGGGGUGUGUUCUGUUCAGUGGGAAGCCCGGACAAGGGGAGCAGGCAGGCAGUGUGACCCACAGUGCCCCGCUCGCCCUCUGCUCUCGUCAGCAGGGUUGGAUCAUCAGCCAUGCGGGCCUUCGCUGUGACAAUGCCCCUACUCCGCUAUGCCGCAGUCCUGCAGGUGUUCUUUGUUUUGGGAAAGUCCAGCACGGCCAGACCGCCCUGUCAUGACCCCAACCUCACCUGUACGUCUACGCUACAUGGAGAGGAGACUGGGGCUGUGUCUGAGCCCAACACUCACUCAACACCCAUCAUCCGAGCGUUACAAAAGCCCGGAAAUCCAAAACUUAGAGGUCAGGCAGCAGCCGAACAGAAACCCGACAGAUUUCCCAUUCAAACGCAGCAAGUCAACUCACGCGGUGUUCAGGGUUCAGAGGUCAGGGUGACUCUUACAGCUGCUGCUGCUGCUGCUGCUGCUGCUGAUGGAGCCGAUUUUGAAGCAAAACCUGUAAUCUCCUCUAUCAGUAAUAGAGACACACCUCCAAGUAGGGAUAAAGACUUGGGAAGAAAAAGGUUUUCACCGAAGGGAGGCAAAGCCCUGAAGCAGAAAAAACAUGGUAGCAGUGCCUCCUAUGAGGCCGAUUCUCUCCUCCCUGCGACUGAUGAGCAGGCUGGAGACGCAAGGCAGCGGCCCUCUCGUUUAAUUACGGAAAAAUCCCAAGCGAAGGACCAGGACUCCUGGGGGGCUGAGGUUCGAGAUACAAACACGACGGCAUCACCACAAGCAUCGACCACCCCUCGACCUCAGAGCCAAGCGAAUGACCCUUCCUCCACCGACGAAGAGGGAUCAACGUUCGCUGAAACGUCUUCGGUGUCUGCUGCUGAGGACCACGAGACGACCAUCUUUAGCACCGUCAUCGAGGUGGAGACCCCCACAGCUUCAGGCCUACAAACCUCUGGUACAGGAGGAGACGGGGAGUCAUCCAGUCAGGAUACGACUUCCUCUAGUGGGCCAGAGGGCUUUCAGAUAGCAACACAAGACACUCAGCUCUACGGCCCAACCAGCGAAUCAGAGUUGUAUGUCUCCUUAAAGGCGGGAACAGGGAACGAGGGUAGCGCUGGUGAGCCGAAGCAGCCAGAGGUAACGCAGUUGGAAACACUCGAAGCACCUUCACCUACGACGUCCUCUGGAGAGGGAGAGCCCAUCUCGGGGGAUGAGAAGGUAAGAGGUAGGGCCUCGGAUGUGCAAACUGGAGCACUGGAUGGUGGGAUUGAUGGGAUGGAUCUGAUGCCAGAGAGAUCUGAGGUGGAUGAACUUGUGCCGCGUGUGAACGUAGAGUACACGUCUUAUCCAACCGAGAUAGCUGUCACAUCUUCUCAUGGUGAGGCAAUGAGUGGGGAGGACGUGGAUGGAGGUAUCGGUCUGGAUGCACAGACGGGGAUGAGCGCAGCAGAGAUAGGCCAUGACCAGGUGCUCGAGGUGGGACCCGACGAGGGCCCCACACCGCCCGGCUGGUCCGGUGCCAGACAUGGAACCGAGGGAGAGACGGAGACAGAUAUCCACGACGAGAAAGGUGAAGCAACAAAAUUAGAUUUAGAGGAAGAGAUACGGUUGGAAAGAGGGAUGGUACCAGAAGAGGAUUUUGACGACAUAGAUAAAGACCAUGAUACCAUGACCCUCGAUGGCAACGCCAGGCAUCUUGUAGAAGCUGAAGGCACCAGGAUGUCUACGGUCCAGCUAGACUCCAGACAUCUGCAGCAGCAGGACAAGGCCGCAAACCACACUUAUCACUACACAACAUACAGUCCUGGGAUCAGAGGCCAGAGGGGACAUCAGGGCCUGCCUGGGUUAACUGGACUUGCUGGACCUAAAGGAGACAAAGGCUAUGAAGGAGGGAUGGGCAGGACAGGGAGGACUGGCUACAGAGGCCCCGUCGGCCCUCCCGGGAUGCCCGCCAUUGUGGUGUUCAAAACGUCUGAAGAAGAGUGGCAGGCCUUCAAGAAAAAGAAGAUCUACAAGAAGCUGGUUUCAUCUUGGCCGAAAGUGAAGGGGCGUCUCGGGCCCCCAGGACCUGCUGAUGACAAAGGACAAAUUGGGCCGCCUGGCAUCACUGGCAAACAAGGAAGGAAAGGAGACCCAGGGAAAAUCGGAGGGCCAGGGCCACAGGGGUUGCCAGGACCCCAGGGAAGAGCUGGCGCAGAGGGGAUCCCCGGACAAAAUGCAGAGGCUGGCCCUCCCGGCCUUCCAGGAGAACAGGGCCCCCAAGGAUACAGUGGAGAGAAGGGGGCCAACGGGGAGCUGGCUGAGAGGGGUUAUCAAGGAGAGCCGGGCCCACAGGGAAACAGGGGACCUAAAGGAGAAAAGGGAAGCAAAGGAAGCAGCGGCCUCAUUGGGAUUACAGGAUACAUUGGGAUACCUGGGGGUAGAGGCCCAACCGGGUUCCCAGGACCAUCAGGACCUCUGGGAGAUAUCGGAGCGAUUGGGUUUGCUGGAUCUCCUGGCCCACCGGGGAAACUCGGGCCAAAGGGAGCAAAAGGUGUCCCAGGAGUCAAUGGUGCUCCGGGCCAGCCGGGAGCGCUGGGCAUCAGGGGAUAUGCUGGACCUCAGGGGAAGGCCGGUUCUGACGGGGCGGUCGGGUUCCCAGGUGUCCGCGGCCCGCAGGGAAACCCAGGGCCGGACGGUCCAUUGGGUCCAAAGGGAGACCCUGGGGGUCCGGGCAACGAGGGUUCAAUAGGGGAACCGGGCAUAUCAGGAGCCAAUGGAGCCAAUGGGAAGGCAGGAAUCUCUGGACCCUCAGGUGAUCAUGGAGCCAAAGCCAAUCGGGGUGAAAAGGGUGAAACAGGUUUCCAGGGAGACAUUGGCCCCCCAGGACCUCCAGGUAAACGCAGGUUCAAGGGCCUUAGUGGACCCCCCGGGUUGGAGGGCGUGACCGGACCCCCAGGACCAACGGGUCUACCCGGACUAAGUGGGGUGGACGGGAUCAUUGGCGAACAGGGAAAACAAGGAGACGAUGGACUGAAGGGAAAUCGCGGUCCAACGGGAGUUCAAGGGAAUCCAGGCCCUAGAGGCAAAAAGGGUAGAGAGGGACGAGUGGGCUUUUCUGGGCAGCUCGGUCCAUUCGGCGAGAUGGGGAAGUCUGGAGAGCUCGGUUCUGAAGGGGAACUUGGUAUUAAGGGAAGGCAUGGGAUCCCAGGUGUGACAGGAGCUAAGGGCCACAAGGGCCUGCAAGGUCAUCUGGGAUUGAAGGGACAAGAUGGUGUCCAUGGAACACCGGGAGCGAUUGGGAUGAACGGUAUCAACGGAGAUAGUGGACCUCCUGGACACAGGGGAAUACCUGGGAAAACAGGAGGUCCUGGUGUCCAAGGCCCAGUUGGAAAGAGUGGAGAUGUAGGGGCCAGAGGAAUGCUGGCAAAGCCAGGAAAGCCAGGAAUUAGAGGGGUUAAAGGCAAAGAAGGACUGAAAGCUCUUCCAGGGACUCCAGGAGUAAAGGGAGGUAGAGGAGAAGAUGGGCCCAUUGGAAAACCAGGCCCAACAGGUGAGAUUGGCAUACCUGGUCCAAGAGGAUAUACAGGAGCUUCUGGCAUCCAGGGCAACAUUGGCCCUUGGGGGGACAUUGGUCUCCGCGGACCCCCAGGUGACGCGGGCCCUUUAGGGCCAGUCGGGCCCCCUGGGGUCACAGGUUACCCAGGAAAAGAUGGGCCCCAAGGCCCGACGGGCCCCUCAGGUUUGACAGGCGAUAAGGGAUCUUUAGGGUCCGGGGGUCAGAAGGGGGUUGCUGGUGUCGAUGGGUCCAAUUGGAACGAGGGGAGUCGAGGGUACGUCAGGGCAGAAAGGGAGUGCUGGUGAGAAAGGGACGGUUGGCCCUGCAGGAGAAAAGGGAACGAGGGGACUUCAGGGAGAUGAAGGAAACCGUGGGCUUCAGAGGCCAAAAGGGCCGCCAGGAAAAGAGGGCAACAGUGGAGUAACGGGAGGCAGAGGUAACCAGGGCGUUCCAGGACUGAAGGGUUCGCUCGGUGUGAGGGGACCCCCUGGCCCCCCUGGGCGAUACGGACCAGGGGGAGACACCGGAGUGGGAGGAGCCAAAGGAG
Messenger RNA from Gadus morhua (Atlantic cod), 4274 nucleotides. Its product is annotated as collagen alpha-1(I) chain. Bases 313 to 4032 code for a protein of 1239 amino acids. The record is from RefSeq and is a predicted model, not a curated record. Gene Ontology annotation, molecular function: extracellular matrix structural constituent conferring tensile strength. NCBI's taxonomy places the organism in Eukaryota, Metazoa, Chordata, Actinopteri, Gadiformes, Gadidae. Gene Ontology annotation, biological process: extracellular matrix organization. The transcript is spliced from 41 exons.